AUGAAAAAAUAAAGUGAGAAUGAGAAGAUUGCUAUUUAUGCAUCAUAGAUGAUGAAAUUACAUGGAAAGAUCCUAGAGAAGAAAUUGACUAAAGUGUCUUCAAAACAGUAAUUUGAAAGUCAAUCCCAAAAUAUCUCGAAUAAUAAUAGUCCUGCAGUUGGAAGACAAAAGUCAUAUGAAAAUCUAUUGAAAGUGAACAGAACGUUCAUAAACCCACCAAUUUAGGUGUCCUAACAAAAAUUAAGCAGCAUUUUAAAUGUGAUGGCAGGCUAACAGACGAAACCUAAAAAUUAAAGUUUAUUUAACAAUGAAUUAAUUGACACAGUCAAGAUAUCUCAUAAAUUACGAAAGAAUCAAUCCAUGAUAUAAAUAGAGCAAUAAUCCCCUUAACUUACUAAAAACUCUUCUUUUCAUAGACCCAAUUCUAGUGUGAAAAUAAAGAAUGGUAAUAGUGUGUCAGGAGAUUAGCCUCAAAUCUAAAAGAUAAAGGAAAAGAUCAAAUCCCUUUUACAAGACAGAGAGAAUUAUUUGUAAUAGGAUUAAAAAGAAACAGCGUUUAUGAUCAAUUUUAAUUAAGCUCUAAAUCAACUAUUGGCGAUCAUAUUUCGAGAUUAGCAAAAUAUUUAGCCUAAUUCAAAUUAGGAUGGGACUCAUGCACUUUAAAUAGACCAUUUCUUUAAAAGAUAAAUAUAGAUUCUAUAACAAUCCUUAUAAUAAUAAAUGGAAAAGAAGAAAGUUGAGAGCAUUCUUAUUUCAAUCAAAAAGAAACAUGAGAGUCUUUUAUCGGAGCAAAAAUAGUUAUUAGAAAUUAAAAAGUCUCAAGAUCAAAUAAUUGUUAAUUUAUAAUAAUAAAUUAAUGGGCUAUCAGCUUAGAUCAGAGAGCAUGAUCACGUAGAUUAAAAUGAUACAGAAAUUUAAGAGUUGAAAAAUUUAGUACAAGAAUAAUUUGAAGCAAUAUAAAAGUUACUCCAAAGAGAACAAUUAACCAAGAUAUUCUUAAAAAGAGUGGGUGAUAGUUCCAUAAUUGAAAUGUUCGAAUAGUUUAUAUCUAAUGCAGAAUAAGUGGAUCAAAAUGACACAGAAGGAAACUUAAACAUUGAUAUAAAUCCUAUCAAUUAACCUAACUCUCUUAAUAAACUACAAACUCCAAAACAAAAAAUGAAUUCUUAAGAUUAAAUUAAAUAUCCUCUAUAAAUCUUGUCAAAAUAUGAGGAUAAUUAUAAAUAAUAGCUAAACUUAUGUGAUUCUGUAUUAGCAGAUGAUUCAAGAGUAAAUGAUUCUGAAGAAAGUAGUUUUGAUUUUAAAGGGAAAGAAUAAGCAACUGAAAUAAGUUGUUAUUUUAACCCGGCAUCCCAAUUUGUUUAGCCUUAGAUGAAGAAGACAAGCAGUUAGAUGAUUUCCAAAGAGAAACUAAGAAUAAAUAUGAUGGGUGUGUUAUUAGCUUAAGUUGAACAAAACUAGCAAGAAAUUUUAGAACAGUAAUAAUAGUAAUAGUAGAAGAUUUUGCCUGACGAUCUAUUGGAUGAAGAUUAAAUGGAUGCCUACUAAUCUAAUGAGGAGGUAUUUAAAUCUAAAAAAUUAGUAUUGAAAAUUUGA
Messenger RNA from Paramecium tetraurelia, 1596 nucleotides. RefSeq lists its product as uncharacterized. The transcript is spliced from 5 exons. The record is from RefSeq and is a predicted model, not a curated record. Lineage: Eukaryota; Ciliophora; Oligohymenophorea; Peniculida; Parameciidae.